CCUAGUGCAACGUUUAUGUUACCCACAUAAAAUUAUAUACCAAUAUCCCGAUGGCAAAGGUUUCCAGGCUCAUGACAUUUACAUUCCUCAUCAGGUGCUGUAUCGCCUGGUCAUGGUCGCGUCAAUCUCCGGAUCCCUCUGCUAAGCAUGAUACUCAAGGUUUUUCAUCUCAGAUGCACGCUGAGCUAUCCCAUGAAGAGAUUGACCUGAUUUCCAAACACACUGGCAUCGGUGCAUUCGAUGGAUAUAUGCGUAAAAAUGAUUGCUUUCAAGACGCCGCAAGGCAUGCACAAAGUCGUUGCGAGGUAUCUCACAUGAGCGAGGAUGAGCGCAUACAAGUCGCUAUCAGGCUCACCCUCUGCGAACUUGCUACAGCCCGCCACCAUACACCACCUCUCGAGUGUUCUCCAUUUAAUAACAAUGUCGGAUCACACAUUCCACAUCAUGCAGUAGGUGAUUGUGUCGAUGCACUCUCUCGGAGCGCUCAAUUUUGGUCUAGCUACUCUGGGUAUCUGCGAGAAAUCCCCCAGCUGUGCUUCGCGUUUCGUCGAUGGAUGGAAAUCGACACUGCAAAGGAUAUCUAUAGAAACAUAACGAUGGAGAAACUUGCUCUGAUUCGAUUUUUUCUCGAACAGCAAAGGGAAUUCACAGCUGCACACCAGAAUUGGGAGCGAUCAUCUACAGACCUGCGCGAUCUUAUCAGCAUGUUGAAAUCGACUAGCGGUAAUAUACGCGACGUCGCAGAUGUGACAUCUACUUCCAUAAUUCAAAAUGCGCAAUCACUGUUCACAAAGAUGGAAACUACCCUGUCACUUAUCAACCAGCGCAGUUUCGAUGAUCAUAUUCAUUCAUUGGACAAGGUUGAUCAGAGGAUUGAUGACCUGACAUUAAGCCAUUCAAAAUCCUUGUCGUCGCUACUAUCACUCGUCGAAUCGCGUUUAACCGCUGAAAUUGAAGCAAUCGCAUCAUUGAUAUCAGAGCAGAGCCUUGAAUCUCGGGCAGUCGCGGAUCAAGUUCAGCAAAAAUGGUCCGCGCUUGACGCGACUUUCUUUGCUAUGCAAAACUCCUUUUACGACCUGCAGAGUAUGAUCACAGGGCUUGCAUUCUCUUUGGAGACCUCCCUUUCCCAAGCAAUGCAUAUACAAGAGAUCCAGCGAGAGGUUGCAGAGUCUGUUUCACUUCUUGACAACAGGAUUUCCCAGCUCACGGAAGUGACUCACCGUGAACUUGAAACAAUCAAUCAGACGGCCCUUGCCCUCAUUGACACCUUUCAGCGCAAGUCAAAACACGAAGCUUGGCUAAUUAACCUGCAGUGGCUUCUACGUUUUGUCGAACCCACGUCGUUGCUCGGCCUCAAGACUUUUCAAGCUGUAACCAGUCUCUUGGUAUUCCUCUGGCGUCUUCUGGAAGUGGCACUGUCACUUCUCAUGACUAGUGUCGCAGUUUCCAGCAUCAGAAGUCAACUGUCACUCAAGUUCUGUGGUUCAAAACAGGUGCAACCGCAAGAAAGUUCAUGGCGUCUCGACUCUCACCUGGAGACAAAUGUGUCACCUUUCUCGAAUGUUAGGCGUCUGCAACGGAAUGACUGUCUGGACCCACGGAUCAUUCGGCGACUUACUGGACCUCGCAUAUCUCGCAUACCCGAUAGGAUCUGUCGUCGACCCGACCCUUAUUAAACAUUGUUACAAUUCUCUCUUACCACUUUAUGUUUCUGUAUUCUCUUUGCGUUAAUUCAGAAAGCACAA
Suillus fuscotomentosus is the source of this 1745-nucleotide messenger RNA. RefSeq lists its product as uncharacterized. Gene Ontology annotation, cellular component: endoplasmic reticulum membrane. NCBI's taxonomy places the organism in Eukaryota, Fungi, Basidiomycota, Agaricomycetes, Boletales, Suillaceae. Gene Ontology annotation, biological process: karyogamy involved in conjugation with cellular fusion; nuclear membrane fusion involved in karyogamy. The transcript is spliced from 15 exons. The record is from RefSeq and is a predicted model, not a curated record. Bases 51 to 1676 code for a protein of 541 amino acids.